Molecule: messenger RNA, 653 nt
Organism: Gracilinanus agilis (Agile Gracile Mouse Opossum)
Lineage: Eukaryota; Metazoa; Chordata; Mammalia; Didelphimorphia; Didelphidae
Gene: C3H2orf76
Product: chromosome 3 C2orf76 homolog
Exons: 7
Coding region: 13-645 (210 amino acids)
Source: RefSeq, a predicted model, not a curated record
UCUAUUGGAUGUAUGGGAGGCGGUGGCGGAAGUGGCGCGCGAUCCGCACACUGGCCCUGGAAAUUUUUUCAUAUGUCUUCUGAGAAAGCAACAAUUACAGUUCGUCUCAUUCGUUCCUUUGAGCAUCGCAAUUUCAAGCCACUUGUUUACCAUGGAGUUAAUUUGGACCAAACUGUAAAAGAAUUUAUUGUAUUCCUAAAAAAAGAUGUACCUUUAAGGGCAGGCCUCCCACCCCCAUUCAAGAAUUAUAAGUAUGAUAAAAUGAAGAUUAUUCAUCAGGCGCACAAAUCAAAGACUAAUGAACUCGUGUUGAGUUUAGAAGAUGAUGACAGACUCUUGUUAAAAGAAGACUGGACUAUGAAAGCAGCUGGAGUUGGAGAAGGGAACUCAAGAAACCCAAGGUCCUGGAGACCACCCAGAAACUGCACAGUGCCUAGUAGCAAAAGAUCGUGCAAACCAUCCCAAAUCCAGCUAAUGAAACUGAAAUUGCGUUCUUCUGUGAAGAAGAUUACAAGAACUACAAAGCUAAUCCUGUUUCAUCCUGGUGAAGACAUCUGGGGCUUUUUUUUUUUUCAUUUCAUACCUAGAGUAAGCUCUUUAUUUUGCUUAGUGAGAGUUUUUUUUAAACUAAUAAAUAAAUCCUAAAAGAUUAA